AUGAGCGGCCAUAGUCGAAGCUCCAGAAUCCAUUCGACGACUAGAUUUCAAGGCUCACGUUCUUCCCCGGAGUCAAACCGGUUUCAGAAUUUUUCACAUUGCCUGAAAUCAUCGGCUUGUGUGGUGUUUUUCCAUCGGAGAAGAAUUAGAGCAUGUGUGUGGAAAUUAAGAUUGCGUUUGAUAAGAAAACCGGAGAUCAUUGCGGAUGCAUUUCUUAUUGUUGGUCAUGGUGGUGGUUUAGCCAAACCCCUGGUUACAGAAGCGGAGGGGCAAAGAUUCUCCUUUUCUAUUGGUGAUGAUGAUUUAACUUCAAAACGUUGUCAUGUUCAGGCAAUUUUGGCUGUUGUUUUGAACUUUGAUAAGACUGGAAGGUUAAUCAAGUAUGAUAGAUCAUGCAAAAAGGAACCCAAGACGUGUUUGCUCAGCUUCCGAGUGAAUCUGAGUGAAUCAAGAGAGGUUGUGGAGGUGCUUAGGGAUAAAAAAGGAAAGAGAUUGAGAUUUAUAAGUGAAGUGGAGGAGAAAGAUGGUAAGCUUUGGAUUGGUUUAGUUCUCAUGCCGUUUCUGGCCUUCUUCGUGUUUAUGAUUUGUUGUUUUCUGCAUUAUUGAGAUAUUACUGUCUUUGCAUUGUUACAAUGUUGAUUGUCACAAGUACUAUAUGUCUAUGUGUACAUUAAGUCAUUAACUCUUUUAUUUUACGUCCUUUUUGUAUUCAAAAUUAGUGUUAGAAGUGUUUAGUGUUUACUAUAAACUA
Molecule: messenger RNA, 751 nt
Organism: Thlaspi arvense
Lineage: Eukaryota; Viridiplantae; Streptophyta; Magnoliopsida; Brassicales; Brassicaceae
Source: the annotation of a GenBank genome assembly